This is a messenger RNA of Racocetra persica, 239 nucleotides long. The record is from the annotation of a GenBank genome assembly. NCBI's taxonomy places the organism in Eukaryota, Fungi, Glomeromycota, Glomeromycetes, Diversisporales, Gigasporaceae.
AUGUCCAAAUCAUUUUCCUUAGAAUCAAUUGUCCGUCCAAAUAUUCUUUCUCUUAUUCCGUAUAGAUGCGCAAGGGAUGACUAUGGCACUGGAAUUCUCCUUGAUGCCAAUGAAAACUCUUUUGGCUCUGUUCUUCAAGACAAUGAAUCUUUACUAAUUGAAGAUCUUCAUAGAUAUCCCGAUCCAAACCAAGUAUUAAUAAAAGAGAGACUUGUCUCUUUUCGUGGUUUAUUUGAACA